Messenger RNA from Acanthopagrus latus (yellowfin seabream), 5393 nucleotides. It is a transcript of the gene faxcb, whose product is annotated as failed axon connections homolog, metaxin like GST domain containing b. Lineage: Eukaryota; Metazoa; Chordata; Actinopteri; Spariformes; Sparidae. Bases 947 to 2095 code for a protein of 382 amino acids. Gene Ontology annotation, cellular component: cytoplasm. The record is from RefSeq and is a predicted model, not a curated record. The transcript has 7 exons.
CAUCCUCUGGGAUGAUACUAUGUCUCAUGUGAGAGUAUUAUAUAACACAAAUCAGGCCCGUGGCAGAGGAGAAAUCACGCUUGCAUGGUGUUCUUAAAGAGACUAAUAACCAGGCUGUAAGUGCUGGCCGCGAUGAUGACGUUUCUCUGAUGCAGCCGCUGAAAUGAGUCUUGGGACUAAAGGAGUUCUGGGGAGGUUUAGUGGGUCCCAGCAAACCAAAAAUGUUCAUGUCCUGGUGUAGAAAUGAUUAAAUUCAACGCACUGCAUACAAUUGAUGAUGAUAAUCAUGCUGCAGUGAAGGAUUAUAUUAAUUGUUGAUGAUUUUCUUGAUUGAUCGAGAGGUUGUUGGGUCUAGAAAGGGUGAGAAAACGGUGACAAAUGCCCAAGAUGACGUCCUCAAACGUCUGGUUUUCUUCACAACCCCAAAUAUUUACCCAAGUGAAUUCUUUUAUGAUCAGAAUGGCACUCGGUCUCUGCAGCUCUAAUAUGAUAACUACUGUGUUGUCUAUAUGUAAUAAGCGACGCGGGACAGCCCUGACUCUUCACAUCUGGCUGCACAGUGCCUGCAGUGCACUCUUUUACCCCACACUGCUUCAGUUGGGUACAACAACAAACGCGCCUGCUCUGAUGCGCGCUCCCUCAGUCCGCGGGGGCGCGCACCUAACUUGCAGCAGCCCUGGCCGCAGAGAGGACUCGGGACGCUCAUCACCGCGCCGUGGACUUACCUAACCCCAUUUAGUUCAGCCUGUUCUGCGUUAGACAACACCGGCUCCCAUCGAUCGGAGUCACAGUCACCUGUUGGCCGGCAGCGGAGCGGAGGGUUUCACCGGCGAUGUGAGCUGCAGGAUCUGUACCCAGAUCUGCUUUCCUCCAGGUUGUCUCCGUCCUCCUCUCGGCAUGCUCGGCAGGCAGACCCAAAGCACAGCCGGUGGACUCAGCCGUCAAGAUGAACGUCUUCAUACCCUUCCGAAGUUUUUCCAGAGACUACGGAGGCAUCAUGUCGGCCCUGGGCUCGGACUCCUGGUGGAAGAAGACCCUGUACAUCACCGGGGGGGCGCUGCUGGCUGCUGCAGCCUACCUACUGCAUGAACUGCUCGCCAUCAGGAAGGAGCAGGAGUUGGACUCUAAAGACGCCAUCAUCCUCCAUCAGUUCUCCAGGCCAAAGAACGGCGUGCCCAGCCUCUCACCCUUCUGCCUCAAAAUAGAGACGUACCUGCGCAUGGUGGACCUGCCCUACCAGAACUACUUCGAUGGGAAGCUGUCGCCGCAGGGUAAGAUGCCCUGGAUGGAGUACAACCACGAGCAGGCGUCAGGGUCCGAGUUCAUCGUGGACUUCCUGGAGGAGAAGCUGGGCGUCAACCUCAACAAGAACCUCACCCCACAGGAGAGAGCCGUGUCCCGAGCUGUCACCAAAAUGGUCGAGGAGCACCUCUACUGGACGAUAGCCUACUGUCAGUGGGUGGACAACCUGGAGGAAACUCAGAAGCUCCUGGCGAUGAGCGGCCCUCUGAGCGACACACUGAAGUGGCUGCUGAGCCACCUGAACGGCAGCAUGGUGCGCAGGGAGAUGUACGGCCACGGCAUCGGACGCUUCUCCAAGGAGGAGGUCUACGCCCUGAUGGAGAAGGACAUGAGGACGCUGGCCACACUGCUGGGAGAUAAGAAGUACUUUAUGGGCUCUAAGAUUUCAACUUUAGACGCCACGGUGUUUGGGCAUCUAGCCCAGGCCAUGUGGACUCUGCCUGGGACACGGCCAGAGCAACUCAUCAAAGGAGAGCUGAUCAACUUGGCCAUGUUCUGCGAGCGGAUGCGGAGGAGAUUCUGGCCCGAGUGGUUUGUGGAGGUGGAGGAUCUUUACUAUGACGGAGACACUGAGAGCAGCAGCGGCGGAUCCCCCACAGGUCUGCUGGACUUUGGCCUCUUCUCCAGGACUGACACUCUGGAGGAGAGCGACGGCAGCAGCCACUCGGCCGGCGGACACUCACACACACACUCUCCCGACUCUGACCACUCGCUCUUUGACUCCGACGUCGGCACGGGAUCCGACAAUGACACUCAGCUAAAGGAGGACCUAAUGCCCGACCUGGAGGUUUGACCCAAGAAUGGCCGCGACUGGCUUGAUAGAUUGAGACUGACACGUGGCGGGAAAAGUUGUGUCAGUUAGCUCGACGGCUCGGCAGUCUGGACAGGUGAGCCAGACAAAAGCUCUCACAGCUGAUGAAACUAUUCCAGCCCCUCCACCCUCAAUACUCCAAAUGAUACACCCUCCCGCUGAGACUGGGUAUUAAUAUGCAGAGCAUUCAAACUGAACCUCAUAACACACAUGCUACUGUAUAGAUUGUCCCCUCCUGUAACGUCAGAGCUGUCCCCCGUGGCAGUUUCUCUUUGCCUUAUUUGUCUCGUCCCAAGACACAGAAGCUGCUGUUGUGAAAGGUUAACACAAAGGAAAGAUCUCAUCUGGCGAAAAGUGCGGAGAUUACAGGAGAGUGUCGUCGACGAGACAGGUGGCACUUCACUUGCUAUGAAACGAUGCAACUAAUCACCACUCUGCCAUGUGUCUUAACGCACAAAAACCCGUUCGAACAGGUGUAGAUUGAUCACGUGGCUAAAAGGAACAGCUGCCGUGUCUCGGCUGUUAACCAUCCACAUGCCGGAGAGGAAGCGCAGAUGACACCGAGCGCCGGUCCAUGCUCUAGACUGAUCCUCGCGUCAUUUCCUUCACGCUACUGUAUGUGGGAAGUAUCCGUGUCAGAACGUGAUGUUAUGUCUCCAUCAGACCACAGCCCUUAGGUGUACAUGUAGUCCUAUGGAAGGGAAGUCGGAUGAAGAGACGAGCAGAUUUGUGCCUGUUCCGUUUACUUAAUUCUCUCCAUGUAGUAAUUAUUUGUUUUGCACUUUGUUAGUGGUGAAGUUGGAGCUUCCAAUCAUUCAUUUUAGCAACUCUUUGGUAUGAGCUGUCGUUUGUAUUUUUGACCACUAGAUGGAGUCAGCAGCCUCCUUUGUUCUGUAACAUCAAGGUCAUUCCACCCUGAUGACCUGCAGUCGUGGUUUCUCCUUCAGCCCUAAACUUUAAUAUUGUGGUUCCCAUACAUAGGUAACCUGUCAGUGUGUGUGUGUGUAGGUGUGACGUGUGUGAGCUGCAACAAAUCAGCCUUAGUUCUUUCAGACUAGAGUGGGUGGAAAUGGUCUGAAGCAGUUUUUGUUGUGAUAUAAUUUGUAAUCAGUGCCACUUCUUGAUUAUUAUUUCUAAAAUGUUCUUAUGUGUCAAAUUUAUAUUUAUUUUGUUAACCUUUGUUUUUCUAUUUGCUCUCAAAGAGAGAAGUUAUUUUUGCACUAGUGGAAAUUUAUUUUCACCUUAUUUAAAUCGGAGCAGUCUGCUUUGCAGGUGGAGGAUGGUAUGGGACCAAAUGAAUGGGAAUCAUAAAUGUGUAUAUCGGUAAUACAGGACGCUGAGUGUUCUGGUGAUGAUUGUGCUGGGAGGGGACUGCCCUGCUUAUGUUGGCUGUGUGUGUGAAUAUCACUGGGUGUGAAUGUCAUAAAUGAAGCAUUUGAUGAAGAAAGACUUUGCGGAGAUAGACAGGAUACCAAAUCAACAGAACUUAUCGUCGUUAGUAUAAAAACCUUGGGUUUAAAAUGGACCAAAAUGUCUCUGGGAGUGUUUUGUCUGUCUUGUUAAGCAUAGUUAAGCACGUAAGCAAGUGCUCAUAAUGGCAAUAUGAUUGCUGUAAAAAGAUUGUGGUGCAUAUAGAGUAGCGUUGACUCAAGUUAAAGGGUCAGUUCACCCAAAAUACAACAACAACAAAACAUUUUCUCACUUACAUAUAGUGGUCUUUAGCCAUGCUGAUUUGUACAUGUGUCUGCCUCCAUACAGUAAACGGUGGUGGAAUUUUCUUUAUGGUGCUCAUACUGUGGUGUUGACAAUAGACCCCAACAUCUCAACAUCAACAACCCACAGAAACUGUCGUCUGUCGUCAUAUGGGCUAUUUCUUUGGUAGAAAUGAGUUCCAAUAAGAAAUAAAAAUAUCAAGUUCAAGCAAGUGACAAUUAACACUGAAACCAUUCAAAAACAUUUGGAACACCAUGUGUAUGGCAUAAUCCUAAACUGCCUUGUUAAAUUUGCAUUCUGUUUACUUGUGGCGCCCUCGUCAAUGACAAGCUAACAUGGCUUCAGAUUUACCAAUGGUACUUUAAAGUAGUUUUACAAAGGUAACAAACAGCCUCACUUUAUCUAUAAUUUUCCAUCAUGCUGUCAAAUCUAAAAAGCUUUUUCUUAACACUUGAAAAAAAAGUGGCAACCAGGUGUUUGGAGAUUUCUUCCAGACUCUAUGAAAUGACUUAAAGCUGCUGUAAUCAGUACUUUUUAUAUGAAAUCAAAUGACAGUGUGUAGUGGUGGUGAGUGGUUUCUUAGCGAUGAACUCACAGAGAAUUUUUACUCUACACUGCAGAUUCUCUCAGCUCUAAGGAGCAUUUUGGAGUCUUCUUUUACUUCGGUUUCACAGCCCACAGCUUAUCUGGUUUGGUGCACUCCCAACACUGUCAUCAGUUUCAUUUUUAGACCCCAAAAAACUCAAUUGUACACUUUAUGGCAUCAGACAAAGUUACCUACUAGCCGGUGAGCAUAGCAUCACAGCUACCAUUUAACUGCCUGGGAGAGAGAUAUUUCCCUCAGGAGCUGGGGAACGCUAAAAGGCAGAGCAAAGUAUUGCAUUCACAUUCAUCAGAUGGCCAGAAACACGACCCUUAAUGAACACUAGUGUCGCUCUGUGUCUGCUGGAUGUGUAAACAAGCAGCUCUUUGCAAAAAAAAAAAAAAAAAUCUGUUAAUGCAGCUUUAGAUGUCACCUUUCAAGGCAGUGAGCACCAUAAAGUCAUAUUCACCUUCACUGCAUUUGGAUGGAGACACAAAACCAAAACUAUCUCCUGGUAAUCGAGAAGAUAUGUAAAGAAAUAUUUGUCGUGUUUUUUUGUUUGUUUGUUGCAUUUUUGAUGAGGUGACCCUUCAAAUGAAGACAGAUAGAUGAGUUAGAAACAGAAGGCCAGAGUUGAUCCAGCAAUGGGACUCUUGAGACAAACCUUCUUCCAUCAUGUUGUCCUGUGGUUCACAUCCUGACCCACCCCGGCCCGGGUUAGGGUGCUUUUCGGUCGCCUCAUCCGGGCUGCGCCUCAUAUACAGUUGGACUACUUUAAUCAAGCCAUAUUAAAAACAAAAUGUCUUGUUAUUGGAACCAUGUCAUAGCAUUACUGGGUAAUGUAAAUACUGUAUGUGUGACAAAGUGUACCAUACUGUAUGUAGAGCUGACUGACUGACUGACCAAACUACCUACAUGGCUGUGCAGUCAUGAAACGGGAGCGACUGGAUGAUUUCAAUAAAGAAUAGCUGUGACAAUUUUAAA